UUGUGUCUAUACAAGUUUUGAAGCACAAGCAAAAGAAAAGCAAUAGCCAAGAUUGUAGAAAUUUGAUAACCAAAACUAUCAUGGCUACCAAUCCUCCCACAAAUGUCCAGUUUACCAACUCUUCUGACGAAAUACUAUAUCUGAAUGCCGUCAACAUCUGGGUUGGGCCUCCGCAGUCUUAUAUUCCAUUGAAAGUUCCAGUUGGGCCAACGUUGGGGGUUACUCAGCAAGGUUCAGUUGUAGGCAUUGAGUACAAAUUCAAGGACAACUAUUCGUUGAUUGUUGCCUGGAUCAACAAUGGAGUCUCCAACAAGGUGUAUGCUCAGAUCCUUCCAGCCGGAACCGGUUCUCAGUCUGUGCAAUGGGCUCAAAUCAAAGAAAGUGUUGAAAAAUCAGGCAACUCCUUCGACACUGCUUACCUAUAUGGAUACAGGUGUGCUCUUGUAAUUGAUACAGUCGGCGCUACGCCAACACUAGGGGCAACAUUUUCCCAGGCAACAUAAGAACGGCAGCCAAGAGAUGAAGGGUGAGGCUGUUAAAAAUAAAUAAUAUGCGUGCUGGGUGGGUGCGGUACUAGUACUAUCUACUACUACAAUAAAUAAAUUUGACAGCCAGCAUGCCACCACUACUGCAUGCUCUCAGUGUCUUAAGUAAUUAUGUAACUGCUUUGUUUGUGUGUGUUUGUUAUAUGUAAAAUAUAUUUCAGAGUAUAUCUAAUCCUGUAAUGUUUGUUUAAUAAGUGUGAAAUUAUUACUUAAGCCUGCCCAAUAUUUUAGAUA
Messenger RNA from Theobroma cacao (cacao), 779 nucleotides. RefSeq lists its product as uncharacterized. NCBI's taxonomy places the organism in Eukaryota, Viridiplantae, Streptophyta, Magnoliopsida, Malvales, Malvaceae. The record is from RefSeq and is a predicted model, not a curated record.